AUGGAGUUUCAACUUUUAACCGUGUUUGUUGUUUUAUCAACACUUCAAUUUGAUUUGACUUUAAGUCAAAACUGUAAUGAAGUUCCAACAUUUAAUAUAAGCGAUUGUUGUAAAUUUCCAGACAUUGCAAGUGAAAAAAUGGUACAUAAAAUUAAACAAGAAUUAGCUAAAACACCAAACCAAUCAAAGUAUUUGAAAGCAUGUAGAUUCUAUGAAAAACUUUUCAAAAGAUGUGACAUUGUCAAUAGCGAUAAUCAAAUUGAUAAAGCAGCCGCAAGAAAAUAUUUUGAUGCACAGAUUGCUGAUGAUGAUUGGAAACAAAUAUUUGCUGAUGCUGUUGAUGAAUGUAUCGAUGAUAUUAAUGAUGAAGAUUUCCCAACAAAUUCACGCUGUGAUGUUCGUUUUAUUGCUGCUUAUGAAUGCAUCUCACUUUAUGCUUUUAGAAAUUGUAAGGAUUCCGAUUUUACUGAUUGCAAUCAAUGUAAUACAGCUAAAGAUUUCGCUGAAAAUUGUGAUGGGACUCGAUCUAUGAGUAGAUAUUUGAACAAUCAAAUUUGUGAUUGCUUAUAA
Clunio marinus is the source of this 570-nucleotide messenger RNA. Lineage: Eukaryota; Metazoa; Arthropoda; Insecta; Diptera; Chironomidae. The record is from the annotation of a GenBank genome assembly.